Eimeria necatrix is the source of this 1080-nucleotide messenger RNA. RefSeq names its product YbaK / prolyl-tRNA synthetases associated domain containing protein, putative. Gene Ontology annotation, molecular function: aminoacyl-tRNA deacylase activity. The transcript has 3 exons. NCBI's taxonomy places the organism in Eukaryota, Apicomplexa, Conoidasida, Eucoccidiorida, Eimeriidae. Bases 1 to 1080 code for a protein of 359 amino acids. The record is from RefSeq and is a predicted model, not a curated record.
AUGACCACAGAGUCAUCAUCAGGGGCCCCAGGGGGCCCCCAGGGGCCCCUGCAGGGCCUCCUGGGGGGCCCCCAGGGGGACUUUAAGGGGGGCCCCCCCCCUUCAGGGGCCCCCGAGGGGGCCCCGGGGAGGCCCCCCGAGGGGCCCCCCGGGGGGCCCCCCGGGGAGGCCCCCGCAGCAGAAGCUGCAACUCAGGGGGCCCCACAGGGGCCCCCUGAAGAACCCUCUCAGGGGCCCCCCCAGGAAGCCUCUUCACAGGGGCCCCCAACACAGGGGGGCCCCCCAGAGGGGGCCCCCGGGGGGCCCCCCUCGCCGGGGGGCCCCCCUGAGGGGCCCCCCGAGGGGCCCCCAACUGUUGAAGAUGAAAUGGAGCAUUCCGCGGAACAAGAAAGACGCAUGCGUUCCUUAUUUGCUGCUGAUGCUGCUGCUCUUGCUGCUGAUCCUGCAGCAGCAGCAGCAGCAGCAGCAGCAGCAGCCGAAGUCGUGGCUGCGGGGGCGUCCGAGGAAGCCGCGCGCGCAGCAGCAGCAGCAGCAGCAGCAGCAGCAGCAGCAGCAGCAGCAAAAGGGCACGUGUGCGAAUUCCGUUUGUUUCGAAUUAAUAAAGAAAUAUAUUAUGUUUCGAAUUUAGAAGAAAGACUUCCUCUUUUGGGAGCAAAAACAAUUAAUCAACUUUGCAAAACAAUUGUUGUCGAGAACACAAAACAUGCAGGCGAGUCAGGGCCUGAGGACCGGCUGAACAGCCGCUACUACUUGGUGGUUUUGCAGUCCAAAGACAAACUGAAUGGCGAAAGGGUUAAGGACCUCAUAAAAGCGGAAAACGCGAAAGUGGGUCGGCAGCUGGGGAACAAGCGUUUGAACUUCAACUUUUGUUCUUCUUUCGAGGGUUUGACGGGUUUCAAAAGAAACGGGGUGGGCCCCCUUGGCAGCAAAAAAGAAAUUCCUGUAAUUUUGUCUAAACCCUUAUUAUCUCUUUUUCCCCUUUCUCUUUUUUUGGGGGGGGGGGCCCCCGAUUUGAAACUCCAAAUAAACCUUUUGGACCUCAUUCGAAUCACAAACCCUAUUAUUGGGGUGGUCUGCUGA